CCGGGGAGCCGGCUGGAGCCGCUGCGGGGCAGAGGCGCGCGUGGUGGCCGGGGUCGCGGCGGGACUCCCGGCAGCUCGCUCAGUGUGCUCCCAGGAAGACUUGGAUUCCAUCAUGGCCGAAGUCAAGGUGGAGGUGGCCGGCAUAGACUGGCAGAAGCGCUGCCUUUCCCUGGAGACACAGCUUUUCCGCUUCCGCCUUCAGGCCAGUAAGAUAAGGGAGCUGCUGGCUGACAAGAUGCAGGAGCUGGAGCAGAGGCUGCUGGAGGCCGAGCAGAGAGCUGAGAAUGCGGAGACUCAGGUGGGUGUGAUGGAAGAGAAGAUAAAACUGUCCAGUCUGAAGAGUGUGGACUCCCCAGGUAGCUUGCACCAAAGGUACCAAGAAUUGCUGAAAGCCAUGCAAAGCAAAGAUGAGCUCAUCAGCCAGCUGGAGGCACAGCUGGAGAAGCAGAAGCAGACCAGGGCUGAAGAAGCCAGAAUUGUUCAAGAAAAGGCUGCAAAAAUCAAGGAGUGGGUGACGGUGAAGCUAGCCGAGCUUGAAACAGAGAAUGAGCACUUGAAGGCCUGUAAUCAGCAGCUAUCAGAGCAGGUGGAAGCCCUUCAGGACGCUCUUGAGGAUCUGCAGAUGACACCUUCAGAGAAGCUGCUAGUGGUCCCCGAGGGAACCCCAGAGGGGAGUCCUGUCCCUUCAGGGCCCGGAGCCCAGCCUGUGGAGCAGGACAGUAAUCCCCAUACUCAAAUUCUGAAGGUGGCUGUGCCUACACCUGCCCUGGGUCCCCGGCAGAACGAGGACUCUGUGUCAGAAGCCAGAAGUCUUGAGGAUUUGAGCUUCAGCACGGCCUACCCUGGGGAAAUAGCAGAGGCCAAGGUCCUUAAAUCUCAUCCUCAGAGAGAGGGCUCACCCAGCCAGCUGUUCGUGAAGCCUAGCAGCCCCAAACAUGGGUCAGCCUCUCACAGGGAAGAUCUGGUCACUGCUCGGGGAGGGACAUUCCCUGGCACUAAGAUCUCUGCCAGGGGAGGUGGCCCUGGGAGUAGUCUGACCCUGCCAAAGGUGCGGGCUCCCAGCAACCCCUGGGACAGCGUCCAAGUGGCCAAAAGGCACCACAGUCAACCCCAGGUGGGCCCCGGGCAUUUUGACCAUAUGGUAAGCAUUAAGAUUGGGGCCCUGUCAGCCCUCCACUCACCUGGCUUCUCCAAGGCUGAAGUCAGAGCUAAAGCCCGGGAAGAAGCAGAGAAGAUGGAGAUGGAGGAGCCACCUCCAACAGGGAAACAGGAAGAAGGAGAGAGCCCGAAGCCCCCCAGGGCUGAGCUGCAGGAAGUGGAACUGGAGAACAAGCCACCCACACCCCCGCUGCACCGGUUUCCAUCCUGGGAGAGCCGGAUCUAUGCGAUGGCCACAUCAGGCAUGCAGCUGUCAGACGUGUCGUCCCGAAGUAACGCAGCCUGCUGCGCUUCAGGCCCUCCCGCCCUCGCACUCCCUGGGGCUUUCUCUGGCCUCGUCUACAAGAAUGUCACCGUGCCUGUCUACACAGCACUGAAGGGGAAAGCCACACAGAUCAGCAGUGUGCCUUUUGUGGAUGAGUCCUCUGGGUCUGAUGACGACUGCGGCUCUCAAGCGAGUGUCCGGAUGUCAGUCCCCUGCUCUGAGUACAGGAAGACCGGUGGACUGGGCAGCCCCCGGGCCAUCAAGAGAGGAGUCUCCAUGUCCUCAUUGAGUUCCGAGGGUGACUACGCCAUCCCUCCUGAUGCCUGCUCACUGGACAGUGACUACUCAGAGCCUGAACACAAACUCCAGCGUACUUCAUCCUACUCCACUGAUGGGGAGGCCCUGGAGAAGUCAGGCUACCUGCUGAAAAUGGGCAGCCGGGUGAAGACAUGGAAGAGGCGCUGGUUUGUCCUGAGACAGGGACAAAUCCUGUACUACAAGUCUCCGAGUGAUGUCAUCCGGAAACCUCAAGGGCAAGUGGAUCUGAACUCCCAUUGCCAAAUUGUUCGAGGGGAAGGAGCACAGACAUUCCAGCUCAUCUCUGAGAACAAGACCUACUACCUAACAGCAGAGUCCCCCAGCCUCCUGGAAGAAUGGAUCCGUGUCCUCCAGAGCCUGCUGAAGGUGCAGGUCACUGGACCCCCAGCUCUGCAUCAAGGGGGCGCCAAGCCUACCGUGAAGGGCUGGCUGACCAAGGUAAAGCAUGGCCACUCCAAGCUGGUCUGGUGUGCCCUUGUUGGGAAAACCUUCUACUACUACCGGAGCCACGAGGACAAGAGACCCCUGGGCUGCCUACCUGUGCAGGAUGCUCACAUAGAGGAAGUAGAUCGGUCCUGUGACUCAGACGAAGACUAUGAGGCCGGAGGAACUGGCCGGUUGCUCUCCUCACACUGCACCUUGGUGAUCCACCCCCCAGAGCACAGCCCCACCUACCUCCUCAUCCGCACCAAGCAUGAGAAGGAUACAUGGCUUUACCACCUCACGGUGGCUGCAGGGGGCAGCAGUACCAAGGUGGGCACUGUCUAUGAGCAGCUCAUUGGGAAACUGAUGGAUGGCGAGGGAGACCCAGACUCCCCACUCUGGAGGCACCCCACGCUGUGCUACAGCCGAGAUGGGCUGAGCACCUCCCUCACCACCCUGCCCUCCGAGGCGCUGCAGACCGAGGCUCUCAAGCUCUUCAAGUCCUGCCAGCUCUUCAUCAACGUGCCCGUGGAGGCCGCCUCAGUGGACUACCACGUGUCCCUGGCACAGACAGCAUUGCAGGUCUGCCUUGUUCACCCUGAGCUCCAGAGUGAGAUCUACUGCCAGCUCAUGAAGCAGACCAGCUGCCGCCCGCCUCAGAAGUACUCUCUUAUGCAGUGCUGGCAGCUCCUGGCUCUGUGUGCCCCGCUCUUCCUGCCUCAGCAUCACUUCCUCUGGUACGUCAAACAGCAGCUCCAACGCCAUGCAGAUCCCAGGAGUGAAACUGGCCAGUAUGCCACAUACUGCCAGCGAGCCGUGGAGCGGACCCUGCAGACAGGAGAGCGGGAGGCCAGGCCAUCACGUAUGGAAGUGGUGUCCAUCUUGCUACGAAACCCCUUCCACCACUCCUUACCCUUCAGCAUCCCUGUGCACUUUGCCAAUGGGACCUAUCAGGUGGUUGGUUUUGAUGGCUCCUCCACAGUGGAUGAGUUCCUCCAGCGGCUGAACCAGGAGACAGGCAUGAGGAAGCCAUCCCAGUCUGGCUUUGCCCUCUUCACAGAUGAUCCUUCUGGCAGGGACCUGGAGCACUGUCUUCAAGGGCGUGUCAAGAUCUGUGAUGCCAUCUCCAAGUGGGAACAAACGCUGAAGGAGCUGCACCCAGGAAAGUCUGACGGUGGGACACGCGUCGUGAAGCUGAUGUAUAAGAACAGACUAUACUUUCGAAGUCAAGUCAAGGGGGAGACGGAGCGAGAGCGUCUGCUGCUUGCCUUCCAAACCAGUGGAGAAAUAGUGGCAGGAAGAUUUCCAGUCACCAAGGAGCUAGCUCUCGAAAUGGCUGCCUUGAUGGCCCAGGUGGAGUACGGGGACUUGGAGAAGCCUACUCUGCCAGGUCCUGGGGGCACACCUCCUGCCAAAGCUCAGCAUCUCCUCCAGCAGGUCCUCGACAGGUUCUACCCAAGGCGCUAUCGAAAUGGCGCACCCUCUGAGCAGCUGAGGCACCUGGCAGAUACGAUGGCCACCAAGUGGGCAGCAUUACAAGGCUGCACCCCUUCUGAGUGCAUCCGCAUCUACCUGACUGUGGCUCGGAAAUGGCCUCUCUUUGGUGCCAAGCUCUUUGCUGCUCAGCCUGACCAGCCGUCUUCUAAGGAGAAGACUCUGGUGUGGAUUGCUGUGAAUGAGGACGGUGUCAGCAUCCUGGACCACCACACUAUGCAAGUGCACAUCACUUAUCCCUACUCUUCAGUGACAACGUUUGGUGGCUGCAGGGAUGACUUCAUGCUUGUGAUUAGAUCCAUUCCAGACCAGAGCUCUGGAAAAAGCCACAUUGACAAGUUGAUCUUCCGAAUGCCUGCUCCCAAGAUCACAGAAACUACCUUCAUGAUGGCCAGCUACAUGAACCACUGUUCUGCAACUGUGAACCUACCCACCAGGCUGCCUGUAGCCCGCCAGCCCCGAGACCUGGAUGGACAGUUCUUCCCUUCUGUUUCCUGCACUAAGGGGCCAGCUUUGCUGUGAACGUUCCCCCCACCCUUGUCACCACUGGUGCCUCUGGGGUUAGAUUUCUAUCCUGGAGCAUACUACUACUGUGAUGGGUCUAAUGACCCCUCCCCAGACUGUUCUGUGAAAUGUAGAUUUCAGGGUCCUUGAAACCUUUGUACCCUUUAGGUGCCUUAGCUUUUAAGGCUCAACAUUUUAAAAUCCAGACCCAACAUCAAAACCACUUACUUCUUUUACAAGAAUACUGACUCUGGAUGCUACCUGAUUCUAGAUUGAGACAGGGAUGGCCCAUAGUUACCAGGGCAGUGGUACUGUAUUUGGGGCUUCUGCACUGAUACUCAGGGAAGCUCUCUUUUUAUAUUAUACGUGGUCCUUAUGUGGGGGCUUAUACUUGAACUUUCCCGAACAUCCCUGAACAAAAUAGGACUAAAAUUCCUAACUCACCUAAACUUUGGCAGAUGCCUACAAAUCUCUAAAACUGGACAACUUUCCUAAAUGGAAAUACUGGCAGAACUAGAGAAAAAAUGACAAGCUUCCCCCUCCUGGUGAGGAGGCAUUUGCUAUCCCCCUACUGGGGGCAGGGGGCAGCAGCUCUAAUCUUCCCAGGACAGCACACUAUUCCUGUUAAGAGUCAAGCCUUUUCUCUCACACUGGACUAGCACAGGAGGGACAGAACCAGGCUGCACCUCCCUGUGUCAUUUUAGGCCCGACAGGGAUGAGUGAAGGCUGUGCUCACUACUGAAGGACGAGGUAGUCAUUAUCCCCCAUCCUCUGAAAGACCAAGCAUGUGAGUUUUGCUUGUUGCUGCUCUACGAGGCCAGGAGACAACACACCGGGAACACUAAAGACCCCUCCAUUCCCGGAAGGCCGGACUGCUCACCAACACUUCUGGUAGAUACCUUCUGGAAAUUAGUUGGAAGCACAGAACAUGUAUAUAAUAUUUGCCCUAGUAAUAUGUGAAGUAGAAAGUUUCUUUCAACUUCUGUCUUCCUGAGAACAUCAUAAUCCCUCUCAACUCAGACUUUCUAAUUGAUUUUGAUGAAGAUGACCUUUAUCUCCACCUUCUCCCAAAAAAAAUAAAAUAAAAACCAAAAGUUCAUACUUUGAUUUUCCAACAUAUGAAAAAAAAACUAAGUUUAUUGUGCAGCUCUAAGGCAGUUCUAUCAUCUCCCAGUAACAUGGAUGAGGAGAUGGGAUCAGCCCCCAGGAAAUAAGCCUUUAACCCAACAGUGUGUGUGACAUACACUACAAAAAACUGCAAAGCCCAAAUUACUUUGUCCAGAUGCCUCAGCUGCUGUAAUCUUCCUUUUCUCAUCCUUUGAACUGACAAGGACUUUAAAAAGCCUAAACAAGCCUGACUUGCAAGGCAGGCAGCCAUGUCUGUUCCAGCCCCAAC
Molecule: messenger RNA, 5558 nt
Organism: Peromyscus eremicus (cactus mouse)
Lineage: Eukaryota; Metazoa; Chordata; Mammalia; Rodentia; Cricetidae
Gene: Plekhh1
Product: pleckstrin homology, MyTH4 and FERM domain containing H1
Exons: 29
Coding region: 113-4180 (1355 amino acids)
Cellular component (GO): cytoskeleton
Source: RefSeq, a predicted model, not a curated record